AUUACAGAAAAAUACAUGCGUAUCGAUGCCCGCGAUGAUCAUAGCUUUAUUGGUCGCACUCAUUGCCAAGCCUGCCCGUACAAAAGGCACACAGUUCGCAAGUAUGUAUUAUUAUUCACACUCUCCCCAUGGAUCGCAGUAGGAGCAUCAGACAACACGGAGCCAGGGCAUUUGGUCAAUUCGACUGAUACGAAUAAAGAUAUGUACGUCAUUAACGCGAUGGUGUACCAAGUCGGAAUUCUUACUAACAAGAGCGAUGAUACUUACACCAACAGCUCAGGCAAUCAAGAAGUUCUAACAUUGUAUCACACGAAUGGAUCCAAUAUAGAUUUGAGCAAUAUUCCUACACCAUUGCUGACUAAUAUCACAGCACAGAGGCUUGUAGGGGUUGCACCAACCUUGGACGUUGGUAAUGAUUCAGUUGACAAUUCUCACGCAACGUGGACCACUCUAAGCCACCUGUCUCCCCUUCAGGCGGCUAACGCAGAAAAUCCUAAGGAGACCAGAGCUACGAGGCAAAUUACAUCCGAUGCAGAAGAAGAUCUAGAAAAUUAUAACGGCGCGGCCGUCGAUAAUGAUUUCAAUAACCGUCCUAUGUUAAUGGAGAGACUAUUCAAGAGAUCUCUGAUAAUGAAGCGAGAUGUGUCUACAGAAGGCAAGACUCCAAUUAAAGUCGUUGAGGGUUCCGCUGUAAUUCCCGAGGAGGCUGGCGUGCAAUCCAUUGGCAUACCACCUCUGCUUACCUUAAACAAUAACUUGUCUGAAAUACCGGUGCCAAUACCUAACACUUCCGUUGUCCAUUAUUCCAAAAUCAACACUCUUGUUCACGCGCUUUGAUCAAAAGUUCCCAUAAUUAUCUAAUCAUUUCAGUUACAAAUAAAAGUUCGUCUAUAUGGACUUGGUAACUUAUUACUAGAUAUUACCAUAGGUUGACAAUUAGAAUUCUGUACCUAAUUGUGUUGAAAAUGUAUUCAAUGUAUUUCAAAGCUUUCACGAAUAAAGUAUUAAAAAUAUUUGCAACGCAUAUAAGUUU
Hyposmocoma kahamanoa is the source of this 1033-nucleotide messenger RNA. RefSeq lists its product as uncharacterized. The record is from RefSeq and is a predicted model, not a curated record. NCBI's taxonomy places the organism in Eukaryota, Metazoa, Arthropoda, Insecta, Lepidoptera, Cosmopterigidae. The transcript is spliced from 6 exons. Bases 16 to 837 code for a protein of 273 amino acids.